Molecule: messenger RNA, 1209 nt
Organism: Cladocopium goreaui
Lineage: Eukaryota; Dinophyceae; Suessiales; Symbiodiniaceae
Source: the annotation of a GenBank genome assembly
ACCUGCUGCUAUUUUCCAUUGCUGCAGUGAUGCACUUCGCCACAGAUGUCAGCAAGGCGUUUGAAAGCAUUCUGAAGGCCGUCCAUGAUGGUCAGGAGGUGUUGCUUUCUUCAUACGAGCAGGACACAGAGAAGCUUGCCCUUUAUGAGUCCCAGCUGAACCAGCAAAAGGCUCUUUAUGAUCAGCUUUCUGCAGAGGCAUCUCAGCAGACAAAGGACUACGAGGAGCAGGCACAAAAGCUGCAGCAGAUGACAGAGGAGAAUCAGAACCUCAAUGAAACAGUGAGACGUUUGAAUGAAGAAGUGCAAGGCCUCAGGACCCAGAUUGCGCAGCUUCAACUGCUGACCACAGAACUCCAAGAUCAGGCGUCUCAAAAGCAGGAAAAGGUGCCUUCCCUCGCCCUGGCUGAUGCUCCGCCAAUUGAACCAGUGGAGGUUCCACAGGCCUCCGAGAGUUCCAGCCCCACUUCAGUGACAGACUUGCCACAAGAGGAGGCCAGCGAUCCGGAGAUCACCCAUGGGCAGGAGGAUCCUCCAGUGGAUGUCCUCUCCAGUGGCCCUUACACUGCGCACACUGCGCCCAGCGGCGCCCGGGGCGCUCCGGGCACUGCGGGCUCCACCACUGCAGACACUGCAGAUGAGGUCCCAGCCGUUCCGAGCGCGGCGCCGGCUCUGGCGAGGAGGUCCCGCAGCCGCAGCCGGCCGCUGAUGCGCGGAGAGCGACUGCGGAGCAUGUCUCCAGGGGAGCGUCCUGAGCGGACCCGCGAGGUCAAACGAACUGAUUCUCGGCGCCCAUUGGAACGCCAUACACCGGAGGAACGCCGGCGAGUAAGACACGUGAGGUCAGAGGGUCGCGAUGCGCAGAGGCGACGCGACCGUCGGGAAGCGCCUCAUUCGCGUGCACGGCUGCCCCCGCCUCCUCCAGUGCCUUCCAUGACGUAUGGUCGAGUCGAUCGAGGACACGAAUACCCACAUCGAAUCAAUCGCGAAAAGGUAUGCAUUGAUUGGUGUAUGAAGAGUUGUGCGAUGGGUCGCGACUGUCCUCUGCGACAUCCUCCGCCAGAAGACGUGGGAGGAAUCCUUGAAUCAUUUCGGCGGAAAAGCUGCCACCAUGGAAAGGAGUGCAAACGCUCAAAUUGCCCAUACCGGCACCCAGGCGACUCUCGCCGAACGCCAAAAGACAGAAGGUCAUAGACUCGUGGCAGUGAGG